CUGUCGACGUAUUGCUCAUUCCUUCAGCGUAAAAAUUUUUGCUAAUAAACUUUAAAUAAUGGCAAACCGUGAAAAUUCUAAAGCAACUAUUGGCCAGCUUUUUGCUGGAAAGAACUUAGUCUGCAGAAAUGAAUUAUUUCUAGGCAGUUGGGUUGACCCAAAGCAGUACCACAGCAAUCUAUUUAAAGGAACCUGGAAGGAAAAAGAAGUCGCCGUCAGAAGAAACCAGAAAACGGAAUGUCACAGUCAGUGGGAGAAGCUGGUCGCACGCCAUGAAAAAGGAACAUUGAACCACGAAAACGUCUUGAAGAUUAUCGGAUUCGCCGAGGACACUGAAUGGAGAUAUUUUGCUCUUGAACUGUUCUAUGACACACUCAAACAAAGAUGCCGUUACGGUAAUGACCACGGAUUACCUUCCGAUGCUUUAUUCCUUCUCCAGAUGGCUAGUGGAAUCAACUAUAUUCAUAGCAAGGGGCUUGUUCAUGGCAAUCUAAAUCCAAAUACGGUUCUCUUCGCUUAUUCCAUACCACCUCGGGUGAAGAUUUCGGAAUUCGGGCUAACCAACUCGACCGAUUUCAGUUCGGCAACUGAUUCUGUCGAAUCAGAUGUAGCGGAUGAACUUUCAAACAAGAACGAAAAGGAUCAAUAUAAGCAAAUUUAUCAACAGUAUUUAGAGCUUAGUCACCCAAAGUACUGGAAGAGGAGAAAUAGAUCCGGUGCAUUACAUGAAGAUUCAAUCCCAACCGCCACCGUCCAUGAUGAUGUCUUCGCCGCUGGAUGCUUGUUCUUCUAUUUGCUAAAAAAAGGUUCACAUCCUUUUGGCAGUCCGAAGCAAAUUCUAACCAACAUUUCCGAGUCACGGCCAAUCAACCUAAAUAAAUUAUCAUCGAAGCAUUUUGCUUAUCAGUCGAUCAAAAACAUGAUUGGAAAGCCACCGGCGGACGGAACUCAGCUUUUAGUCAUAGCAGCUUCGGAACUCGCUGAAAUUCUUCCUGUAAAUAUCGAUGAGAACAAAAAACUUGGCGCAGGUGCAUUUGGAGUCGUGUUUGAAGGAACAUAUCAAAGAAAAAGGGUAGCAAUCAAGAGAGUAUUUGUUCAAGGUGGUGAUCAUGAAAGUAAAGUAUCUGAAAUACGCGAAGCUGAGAUACCCAAGGAACUCAACCACGAAAAUGUUUUGCAACUCUUGAACGUCGACUUUCAAACAGAUGAACGAUACCUAUUUCUUGUGCUUGAACUUUGCGCUGGAACACUUGAAGACUGUGUUAAGAAAGGAAGGAAAGGCUUCAAUUUGCCUAGAGAUGCACAAGUUCUCUACCAGAUUGCCAACGGGCUGGAUUACAUUCAUGCAAGCAGAUUGGUCCACCGAGAUAUAAAACCAGAAAAUGUUUUGAUUUCUUUAACUAGUCCAGCCCAAAUAAAAAUAUCGGAUUUCGGGUUUUGUAAAAAAGUGAACGUGCGUGGAAGUUUUUCGCAGAGUGCAUUGAAAGGAACUUGGAGUUGGAUGGCUCCGGAAAUGUUGGUGAUUUUGAACGAAGCAGAAGACAACGAACAAGACACUCUCCCGCGUGGAACAAUACAAAGCGACACAUAUUCAGCGGGUUGCGUAUUUUUCUACUUUCUUACGAAUGGCAACCAUCCUUUUGGAACUUAUCCUUAUGCCAUACCAAACGUAUUAGAAAACAACCCAACGGCACUCAUCACUGCAGAAAAUCUACCAAAGGAUCAUUUUGCAUACAUCUUAAUCGAAAACAUGAUCAAAAGGUUACCAGAAAGAAUCACGUUACCGGAAGUCAUGAAGCAACUCCACCCUUUACUACCUGCACCUAAACGAGAAUUUAGGCCAGUUCAGAAAAAGCUCUCACACGGUGAAAUGAUUGAUCUCGGCCAUGUAACCAUCAUUAGUCGUUUUCAUCCAAUCGAGCCGGUACUAGCACGUGGAUCUACACGAGUAAUGAUAUUCAAAGCAGCAAAUGUAUUCAUACCAUUCUCGAAUUGGAAAAUCGAAAUUGUACUUUCUGUUCAAGAUCAAUACCUGGGCGAAAUUUCUGCACUUGAAUGGAGCUCAGAUGGAACUCAACUGGCUGCUGGACGAGCUAACGGUGUAGUCAUGGUAUGGCGCUACCCAACUGGUGAAACCCUCGUCGAAAUGAAUGAGCAUUCGUCGCGAAUCACUGAGAUCGCUUGGAAUCCUUUCAAUUAUGAUAUGCUAGCCAUUAUUGAAGGAGAUAACAAUCUUACUAUAUGGGACUUAACCAUGACGUGUCAAAAACCAAAUAACGGAGACCAUAAAAUCAUUCGAGCUCCAUUGUUUAAAGACAAGUUCACCUGGAUGGUACAAUGGGUAUCUGAAAACCAUAUCGCUUUUCCACAAAAUGGUUAUGUUUUGGUUGUCAAGAUUUAUGAGAACAUCGAAGCGAAAAUAAUUUCCAAUCGGAUGGAAAAAUGCUUCAUUAACACGGGUCGCGUCUCUAUACAAUGGAACCAAGUCAAAAGACUUCUUGUCUUCUAUUCUUUCUUCAGCAAUUUAAUUUCGGUUUGGUCUAUGGAUGCGGGCCGGGUUUUCGUAGGACACCCCCUUCACACGUUGGAAGUUUCAUCCGGUUGCAACUGCCUAGCACUGCGUCCGACCAGAGAAAUGGAUAGCCAAGCGCAAACCACAACAAAAUUGCAAACAAGCAUAAUUAUCGCAUGCGGAUUACUAGGCGGAAACAUUGUGAUUUGCAAUCCCUCUGAAAAGAGUAAUAACCGUGUUCUUGACGGGCAUUCAAAUACGAUUCAUUCUCUUGCUUUUUCGUCCGAUGGGCUACUACUAGCCUCAUCAGACGGGUCAAAGAUAACCAUCUGGUGCGCUAAGACAUGGAAACGAGUUUUUUCCACAAAAACAUCGCUUACAGCAUACCAUUUGUCAUGGUUUACUGCUAAGUUAUCUGGAGGCACCACUGCUCUGCUAGCUUAUUCACCAGCAUUCAAUAUAGAGGCGAUCGAGCGACGGUGAAGAUGAAGACGAUGGUGCAAAACGGAAGAAAAAAAAAUAUUCAGGUACCAUGCAACAAUGAAAGAAAUAGUGGCAAAAACAAAGGAUGCUUUUGCAAAAAGUUAGAAAAACGAAACAAGAUACAUCGCAAUUGUUCAACAUUUUUUCUAAAAUUGAGACGACGUU
This is a messenger RNA of Daphnia carinata, 3160 nucleotides long. RefSeq lists its product as uncharacterized. NCBI's taxonomy places the organism in Eukaryota, Metazoa, Arthropoda, Branchiopoda, Diplostraca, Daphniidae. The record is from RefSeq and is a predicted model, not a curated record. The transcript has 15 exons. Gene Ontology annotation, cellular component: IRE1-TRAF2-ASK1 complex. Gene Ontology annotation, biological process: intrinsic apoptotic signaling pathway in response to endoplasmic reticulum stress; protein phosphorylation; IRE1-mediated unfolded protein response. Gene Ontology annotation, molecular function: protein serine/threonine kinase activity; ATP binding; RNA endonuclease activity. The coding region runs from base 59 to 2995 and encodes 978 amino acids.